AUGGCUAUUGGAUUGGCGAAGUUGGAUCUAAUAACCGUUUUUGUUGAAUGUGUACUUUAUGUUAUGAAACGGCGGAGAAUAAAACACCUUCAAUCGAGAGGAACUCUGAAAAUUCUUUUUGUUGUCCUUGUAAUGCUCUUGCUUGCAACAUUGCACGUCUCUGUUCACUUUCAUAGAACUCUUUCUGCGUUCUUCAAAUCAGGGACAUCUGGUGCAGCAACAGAAAAGAUAAACACGAUUGGAAAACUCGACGGGAUACUAGUUAGUAUUGACAGUGUGGGGUAUACCUUGAAGACUACUACAUACUACCUGCAAACAUAUGUGGGUGAUGCUUUUGUGAUAUACCGCGUGCAUAUAGUUUGGAGCGGGAACAAGAAAGUAAUGACACCCAUCGUGGUAUCAUUCCUUACCAGUGUUGGCCUUUCAAUCUAUGUUUUGCAAGAAAUGGCACAAGCUGCCCGCGGAGACACAAUCUUCGAAAGCCGGUUGUAUGACUCCAUCCUAUGCUUUUUCGUUCUUACCCUGUUCACGAAUCUGGGCUCUACAAUCUUGAUUGCUGGUCGCAUUCAUUGGCUACACAGCCAAGUAAGAGAUGCUAGUCGAAUCUUUGUCUCUUGCCCCCUUUUUGGAACCAGCGCAAGGGCCGGUUGCAGUGCCAUAUUUGUCGCGACCGUCAUUUCAGAGUCUGCAGCCAUCUACUCCGCAACGUUAGUUGUAAUUUUGAUCCUCUAUACUCUCAAGAUCCACACGGUUUAUCUCCUCCUUGAUGCGGUGACUCAACUCAUUGGUAUCGUCUUUACUUUCGUGGUCAUUCGAGUAGCCAUCGGAGUGUCUACAGAGGCAACUCCUCCCUUAAGGCCGGAUGAUGAGCCCGAGUCCCCGGUGUCGCUGUCAGGACUCGAGGACAAAGAGAUUGUAAUGAGUAUGACAUGA
Lentinula edodes (shiitake mushroom) is the source of this 933-nucleotide messenger RNA. RefSeq lists its product as uncharacterized. The transcript is spliced from 8 exons. Lineage: Eukaryota; Fungi; Basidiomycota; Agaricomycetes; Agaricales; Omphalotaceae. Bases 1 to 933 code for a protein of 310 amino acids. The record is from RefSeq and is a predicted model, not a curated record.